This is a messenger RNA of Astyanax mexicanus (Mexican tetra), 4719 nucleotides long. It is a transcript of the gene pknox1.2, whose product is annotated as pbx/knotted 1 homeobox 1.2. The transcript has 11 exons. Lineage: Eukaryota; Metazoa; Chordata; Actinopteri; Characiformes; Acestrorhamphidae. The record is from RefSeq and is a predicted model, not a curated record. Gene Ontology annotation, molecular function: DNA-binding transcription factor activity, RNA polymerase II-specific; RNA polymerase II cis-regulatory region sequence-specific DNA binding. Bases 516 to 1850 code for a protein of 444 amino acids. Gene Ontology annotation, biological process: regulation of transcription by RNA polymerase II; angiogenesis.
UUACUCCCUAUCAAUCAGGGCGAUCUGGGCUCCGCGCUGUAAUGCCCCGGGCGCGCAGUAAAGAGGCUGCCCGGGGGGAGAAGCGUCCUGUCGGUCUGCUUUUUCCACUCUGACGUUAGCAGGAUGAAAAAAAGAGAAUAUGAUGGCGGUUUGGCCUGACGGAGGACGAGAGCAGGAGGCAGAGAGAGGGCCCAGUGCUUUUUUUUAUGAUCUUUUGUAGGAGCGCGAAUGGCGGGCAGCUCGCAGGGAGGGAGAGUAGCUGCUCAUGCUGUCUGAGAGUGAUUGAUAGACAGCGGGAUUUCAUUUGAUCGAUCCUUAUUUUAUCAUCUGUUGCUGAACGCUGCCUUGUAGAAAACGGGAGUUUCCUGUAUUUUAUUGCCAGAGUGAGGCAGGGGAUGUGUGUGUUAAAACGCGCUGUGGAGGAACAUGGCGGCUGUCUGUAUCUGUAAUGGUUUGUGGUGCGGAAACUUGGGUGCGCUAGAAAUGCUCAAGUGCUGUCAGCAGCAGCAGUAACUAUGAUGACUUCCCCAUCAGUGGCCAUGGAGGAGUUUCAUGAGGCUGAGCAGAUGCAGGAGGAGGAGCAUGCAGUUGGGGAGAUGAAGGAACAGUUGGAGGAAGAAGAGGAGAAAGAAGAGGAAGAGAGCGACCCAGUGCCAGCCGAGCCACAGACGCCCAUGGAGGCCCAUAAAGCCGCCAUCUACAGACACCCCCUGUUUCCCCUGUUGGCGCUGCUAUUUGAGAAGUGUGAGCAGUCCACACAGAGCUCAGAGUGUGUGACGUCAGCCAGCUUUGAUGUGGACAUCCAGAACUUUGUCCGGGGUCAGGAGAAAGAGAGCAAAGCCUUCUUCAGUGAAGAUCCUGAACUUGACAACUUGAUGGUGAAGGCAAUCCAGGUGUUGCGGAUUCACCUGCUGGAGCUGGAGAAGGUGAAUGACCUGUGUAAGGACUUCUGCAGUCGCUAUAUUGCCUGCUUGAAGACCAAGAUGAACAGCGAGACUCUGCUCAGCAGCACUGAUCCAGGCAGCCCAUACUCACCCACACAGACCCCUAGCUCCUUCUCUGGGACUGUAAGUCCUCAGGGUAUUGUCGUACCAGCAUCCGCCUUGCAACAGGGCAACGUUACCGUCACAACAGUCAACCCCACACAGGUGGUGUCAGGUGGGACUGUCUAUCAGCCGGUUACCGUUGUUACUCCGGAAGGCCAGGUGGUCACACAGGCGCUCUCCCCCGGCACGAUACACAUCCAGAACUCACAGCUCCAGCUGCAGCUGAACCAGGAUCUCAGUUUCCUGAGUCAGGACGAAGGCUCGUCUAAGAGCAAACGAGGCAUUCUCCCCAAACACGCCACCAGUGUGAUGCGCUCCUGGCUCUUCCAGCAUAUCGGGCACCCGUAUCCCACAGAAGAUGAGAAGAAGCAGAUCGCUCUGCAGACUAACCUCACCUUGCUACAAGUCAAUAAUUGGUUUAUUAAUGCACGGAGGCGGAUCCUGCAGCCUAUGUUGGACGCCAGCUCAUCAGAAACGCCCAAGAGCAAAAAGAAGACGCCACAGACACGCCCACUCCAGCGCUUCUGGCCCGACUCCCUCGCUUCCACCGUCUCCCAGCAACAGGUUGCCAUGGAGGAUGGUAUGCCUUUUGCAUAUCAGCACGGUACCAUGGUAGCGGUGGGCAUGGUAACAGGAGAAGACGGGCUGCAGACGCUGACGUCGGACGGAGCGACGCUGGCCAUGCAGCAGGUGAUGAUGGGCGGGCACAGCGAGGAUGAUGAAGACGAUGAAGAAGAAGAAGAGGACAAUCUAUCCCACUCUGAUAUGACCAGGCUAGGCCUGGAAACCAGCGACUCACUGUAGGAAGGAGAAACUACUCACAUUUACCCACACAUACACACACACUGACGGGGUGUAGAUAGACAAGUAAAAGGAUAUUAUUAACAAAUCAUGAAGUGCACAAAGUGAGAGAGUAAGAGAGAGGGAGUGAGAGAAAUUUGCUCACUGCAGCAAUCAAUUGAAUGGCCAUGUACUGUAUAUUACAUUAUUAUGAAUCCCCAAGUUGUCAAACAGCUUGUUAAAGAAAGAAUUGAAGGCUCAAAGCCAUACACGCCAAAUCACAAUCCAUGCACACACACACAAAAAACCAUGAAAAUACAAAAGCACAAACGUAUUACACGUCUGAGAUUUCUUGCACAGUGAGGAUAUGCAUCAGUUUCAUUUCAGAAACUCUCUUUUUUUGGUUGGUUGGUUUGAUAGUUUGUUGAUUCAGCAGCACACAGGAACCUCAUGCACUUUUUGUAUGUUACUGUAAACAGCCGUGUUGAAAACACUGCAAAAACAAAACAUAAAAAAAAAAUACAAAGAAACUAUGACAAAAAAAAAAGAAAAAAGAAAAAAAAGAAACCAUAGGUCAAUGCUGGAUGAUUUGGCUUUACAUGUCCUUGUCUCCUUGAAUACCAAGACAAUGAGAUUAUGUCUCUUGCAUGCCUGUGUUUGCAUAAUUUUCAGGCGCCUGAGAAGAAGAAACUAUUUUUAUAUGACACUGUCAAAAUGAAUCGGUGCCGGUUUUGUGGAUUUUUUUUUUGUUUGUUUGUUUGUUUUCUUUUUGGGCUCAGUUUUGCUGCAGUUUUGGACUGUUUUAUGUUGGCAAUGAGAAAAAAAAGAAAAAAUUCAAAAAAUCACUUUUUGAUAUGAUGGCCAAGUUUUGGGGAAUUUUGAUAACACUUCAUAAUAACUGAGAUGCUCUGAAAGUGGUUUUGCAAUAGUAAGAAUAAUAUGAAGUAUGGGGCAAAAAAAAAGGAAAAAGAAAAAGCAAGACUGUUCGUGUAUUUUGUCAGAACAUGAGACUGGCCUCGUUUCGGCUUUAAAAAGGGCCAACAGCACAUCCUCAAUGAAAUCAUGGAACAGAACGCAAUCAUGGAACCAUACAAAAAAAAGAUAAUGCUAAUGAUAAAUUUGUCAUUGUUUGUCAGGUUUAAGGUCAGUAUUUUCGUGAGAAGGGACAGUUAUGUUUUGAUGAUUAAUAAAUCAUGAGUGGUCCGAGUGGUGUGGAUUUUUUGUAGAAGGUCUAACACAUUUCCAUUAAAGGCUUCUUUUUUCCACUGCAGGGCUAAAUGGUUAUGAAUGGACUUGUUUAACAGGUUGCGGUUUCUUCUUCCAUUUGCUGUGUUGCUACAGAAAUCAGAACCCAGAACUGCAUACCCAGAGUCUUGUAAAAAUGAUACUUAUAUGCUGUGAUCACUAUCACAGCAGCACAAGCACGGCAGAUACAUUUGUUGUCCAGCAUCACUACCACAGUGUUAGCAUGCUGACUACUGGCAUCAUCCCACCAAAAGGCAAAAGGAUCGCAACCAAAGCACUAGUAUGCUGACUACAGGUGUCUUUCAGCAUCGCUGCUGCAGCGCUAACAUCUUGGCUACCAGCUUUUAGUUUUCAGUUGUCAGCCAUCUGUCCUCACUACUAUAGCGUUAGCACCAUGACUACCUGCCUCAUCCCACAUUGUAUACAGAUGUCGUCCUGCAUUGCUACUCCAGUGUUAGCACGCUGGCUACUGGCCCUAUUAAACAUUGCUACCACAGUGCUAGCAUGCCAGUUACAGGCGCAUGGCUACCUCAGAGUUAGAACCACAUUCAUUAGGAAAAGCAACUGUGGAACAGUUACCCUCUGUACUCAGAGCCAUUCAGCCCUGCAGUGGAAAAGCAGCCAGAUACUUUUAGUAGUCUUUACAGUGUAUGAUUUCUCUGAAAAACUGCUAAAAACAUUUUUAAAAAAGUCAUAAGCUACUAGCUGCCCUUUCCAGCUGAGUUCUUUCAAAGUUUAUUCUGGUCCACCACCACAUUUCACAAUCACAAUCAAGCCGAGACCUUUAGUGCUUGGAGUAUGUAAAGACUUUUUUGCAUGGGUUUGUACUUUGUUGCUGUAAAGUAAACAUUAAACACUAUUAUUUACAAGCAUCGUAUACUUUACAGUAGAACACGUAUGUGUAGGCCUACAGACAGAGUGUGUGAAGUUGCACAAUGUAAACUACUAAGAAAAAAAUGUACAGUCGGCCAGUUUCUGCUUUCAGUCUCACUCCUGAUUUAUUAUGUACCACUUCACGUUCGGUAAAAGAAAGACUGUAGCCGAUAUCGUUUUGAUUUCAUUUGUCUUCUCUCUUUUACGGACUGCGUUUUUGUUUUGCCAAAUAUGAAUAUUUUUUUGCGUUCUGUCCGUUUUAUUUGAAGUAUGAUCUCUGAAGUUUGAGUCGUUCACAGACUGGAUCAGUUGAUUUCUGUUCAGUUUGUCGUUUUCAAAGUGCGGCGCUUAUGCUUUCUGAUCAAAACUGGGUUUUAUUUUUGUUUUCAGCUGUCGUCUUGUGAUGCCGUGGACGAGGUCAGAUGAUGGCGAGCAUGACCUCAGUUAGCUUUGCAUGGUGGCUUUCCACAGGCUGCAUGUGUCCCUUUCAGCUUUAAAGGAAUGUUUCACCCAAACAUACUAAUGGAGGCUAACGCGAUGUGGCGAACACUGAGUGAAUGAAUUAAUAAAGUAUGUUAGCAUAAUGCUAACUACUGCACCCAAUAGCUUUCCUUUAUUAGUAGAAACGUUUUGGGUGAAACAUUCUUUGGAAACCAUUUGUUUUUUUGCAUUUUUCUUUUAGUUUUGUUUGGUUUUUAGGAUAUUCUUGCUGCUUUUUCACACACGCUCAUGUUUGCCUUUCUCUGUUUUGUAAUAAACUCAACUAAGUACAGUG